Molecule: messenger RNA, 1431 nt
Organism: Lasiodiplodia theobromae
Lineage: Eukaryota; Fungi; Ascomycota; Dothideomycetes; Botryosphaeriales; Botryosphaeriaceae
Product: Myb DNA-binding domain protein
Exons: 4
Coding region: 1-1431 (476 amino acids)
Source: RefSeq, a predicted model, not a curated record
AUGGACCCCCGCAACAGCAGCUACAUCCAUCAGAGCGGCUUCCGCCCCAUCUACUCAGGGGGCGUGCCAUCUCACAACAGCACGCCGGGACCUUAUUUUCAUUCCGCACCUUCGUCACAGCACGCUUCCCUGCACCCCGCAGCUGCUAGCCCGGUUUCGUCCAACAAGCGCACGGCAUCGUCAGCGCUAGGGACGGGCAACGGCGAUCCAGCGGGAGGCGGCGGCAGCGCCGCCAAGAAGGAGAAGAAGCUAAAGGGAAAGUGGACUGAGGAGGAGGAGAAGUUGCUGAUCAAGCUGCGCAGCAGCGGCAUGAAAUGGGUCGACAUCUCGCAGCAGAACCCGGGCCGCAGCGCUACCGCUUGUCGCCUGCGCUACCAGAACUACACGGAGAAGAAGGAGUGGGCUGAGGAUGAAAAGGACAUGCUUGCGCGCCUCUACCAUCGAUUCAUGGAAGACAUGUGGAAGCGCAUCGCCGACGAAAUGUGCCGACCAUGGCGCUCCUGCGAACGCAUGCACUGGCAGCUGGGUGAAGAAGAGAUGCUGCGCCGCGCCAACGUGCAGUACCGCGGCGCUUCAGCUGGUGGCGGCGGCCCCACGCCUCCAGGCGGCCAUCUCGACGACGAGAACGCCUCUCCGCCCUCCUCGACCCUCGCGGCCGACGACGACAACAACACGACGUCACCCGCCUCGUCCUACCAUCACAUGUCCACCCACUCGCCGCACCAACGCGCCCAUCACCAUCACCACCCCCACGCACAACACCCAUACAACCAUCACCAACACUCCCCCUACGCCGCGGCCCCCACCCAUCACCACAACCUCUCCCGCGAACCCUCCCGCGAGCGCGGCGAUCAGCAGUGGCCACCGCCGCCCCCGCUCCUCCCCACCCGCCCCACCAGCGGCGCCAGCACCGCCGCCAGCGUCGGCCAGCCCGCCUCGCCGCAGGCAUUACCGCCGCUGCCGCGCGGAGCUGCUGCGGCCUCCGCGGCGCAGCACCAGCACCAGUCAUCAGGCCUCCCGCUCCACCAGCCCGCCGCCACCGGCGCCUACCACCUCGCGACGCCGCUGCUCGGCACGCCGCGGCAGACGCCGACGCCGGUCAGCUCGUCGGCUGGAGGAAGCGGCGUAGGCGGAGGUAGCACCGGUGGGGGCAUGAGACCUGUCACGCCGCUGAGUCUGGCGGCGGCUACCGCGGGUGGAGAUGGGCAGCAGCAGCAUCAGCAGGUGCAGCGAGGCCCGACACCCUCGUCGCUGGGGACGACGCCGAGGACGGUGCCGACGGUCGUGCAUGAGGGAAGCGGCGGUGUUGCGGCGCCGGGGAGGGACGAGGGAGGUGGUGUGGGGAAGAGGAGGCAUCAGACGGCGGGUUUCGUGGCGGAUAUGGAUGUCGUUAGGGUGAAGAAGGAGGCUACUACUGGGAGUGAUGACUGA